Molecule: messenger RNA, 695 nt
Organism: Hypomesus transpacificus
Lineage: Eukaryota; Metazoa; Chordata; Actinopteri; Osmeriformes; Osmeridae
Gene: hspb3
Product: heat shock protein, alpha-crystallin-related, b3
Exons: 1
Coding region: 77-514 (145 amino acids)
Cellular component (GO): nuclear speck; cytoplasm
Source: RefSeq, a predicted model, not a curated record
AGGUUCUGUUGACUUCAUCGCAUUGUCAGCCUGUGUCCACCACAGCAACGGCAGUACCGUCUGACAGGACCCAGCCAUGGAGGCCGUGAGACACUGGGUGAGCUGUCCUGUGCGCUACCAGAAACAUUUUGAACAAGGUGAUCUGGAUGAUUUCGUGGAGGACCACCAUCUGUUUGCACUGCCAGGCCCAGCUGUCCCGGACAUUAAGUCAGAACCGCUCGACCGCAACCGGCAGAGAACAGCGCCUGUGUACCAAGUGCUCCUUGACGUGUCACAGUUCAGACCCGAGGAUGUUCUGAUUCAGGUGUAUGAGGGCUGGCUGUUGGUCAAGGCCCAGCACGGAGCCAGAAUGGACGAACAUGGUUUUGUUUCUCGUAGUUUUAUUCGACAAUAUCCCCUUCCUGAGACGCUGCAGCGGGCGGGGGAUUUGAGGGCAAUGCUGUGUCUGGAUGGGAUCCUGGUGGUGGAGUCCAAAGAGCGGGUGGAGGUGGCCCAGUACCUAUCAGUAGAAUAGGGUUCUGGCCCAAAACCCUAUUCCUGGGUAGGACGGGUGUGGAUACGACUCUCUGACUGAAUGAUACAAUUCUUUUGUUUUGGUUGAUCAUUGUAGGCUACUACUGCCUAUAGCCUACUAUUGAUUAAAGUCCUUUGAAUAGUUUUUGCCUAUAUGUUAUUAAAGUAUGUUUGAUGACAAA